Molecule: messenger RNA, 2304 nt
Organism: Penicillium verhagenii
Lineage: Eukaryota; Fungi; Ascomycota; Eurotiomycetes; Eurotiales; Aspergillaceae
Exons: 3
Coding region: 1-2304 (767 amino acids)
Biological process (GO): DNA-templated transcription; positive regulation of transcription from RNA polymerase II promoter by galactose
Cellular component (GO): nucleus
Molecular function (GO): DNA-binding transcription factor activity, RNA polymerase II-specific; RNA polymerase II cis-regulatory region sequence-specific DNA binding; zinc ion binding
Source: RefSeq, a predicted model, not a curated record
AUGUUCCACACUUUUGAGAGUUUUGAAAAUCCCACGGCAGCGACGCCUGUCAAAGCCCGCCCCGCCCCCGAGCGCCGUGAAUCAGUCAGUCGUCGAGUGACGACCCUGCGCGCAUGCACAUCAUGUCGGCACCGGAAGAUCAAAUGUGACGGCGAAAAGCCAUGUGAAGCCUGUCGCUGGUACAAGAAGGCCGAUCAAUGUCAUUACUCUGACCCCAGGCCAUCUAGAAGGCAUGUCGAGAAGCUCUCUACAACAUUGGACGAAUAUCGGACCAUUUUGGGAAGAUUAUUCCCUCAUGUAGCCCCAGAGUCACUUGUCAACCUGUCCCGGGAAAAGUUACUUGAGCUUACAUCUGCAACACCGUCGACUUUGCCGCCGCAGAUCAAUACGCAGCAUGCCGCUUCACCGUCUACCUCAGGGUCCAUGGAGGCUCAUAUAUCCCCGCUUUCCAACGAGGAUGACAAUCUUGAAUCGCUACAAAGCAUGCCAGAAGAGCUGGACGAUGGGCGUCCUGGUCAAUCUAACUUCUUGGUAGAAGGAGUCUCCGACGAUGUCAAUGCAUUGUCACUGUCGUCCAGACACCCUUCCUCAUACCUGGGAGUUUCGUCCAUCCAGGCUGUUCUCAAAGUCAUCCUCUGGCUUGAUCCAGGCUGCGCCUCUUUUUUUGCUCGUACUCCACCUAUUCAUCCGCGUGACGAAGUCGAUCUUGAAUAUGAUCCUCAGAACGCAUGGCCUCCCCAGCCGCCAGCCACUCCUCCACCGCCUUCCAUUCCACCAAGUGAAAUGCAGAUGCUGGACUCAUACUUUUGUUAUUUUCAAGCAUUUGCCCCCAUGAUUGAUGAAAAAUCAUUUCGAGAGUCCUAUAUGACUGGCCACAGGAAGGAUGAUCAUUGGCUGUCAUUGCUGAACAUUGUUCUAGCACUGGGUAGCAUCGCUGCCACGAGUCCGGAUGAUAUGACACACCAGACCUACUUCUUACGCUGCAAGAGCCACUUAAGUUUAAGUUCUCUCGGGAGCUCCCAUAUUGAGACGAUACAAGCUCUUGGCCUCAUCGGUGGGUGGUAUUGUCACUAUAUAAGCCAGCCAAAUUUAGCAUAUUCUGUUCUCGGCGCUGCACUGCGCAUGGCAGCCACACUUGGGCUGCACAAGGAGUUUGCGGAGAGCCGCCAAGCUCCCGGUCCCGCCAAGCUUGCAUCCAUGGAUCUUAAACGUCGAGUUUGGUGGUCCUUAUUUGUGAUGGAUACAUGGGCAGGUAUGACACUGGGUAGGCCCAGCAUGGGUCGUUUUGGUCCUUACAUCACAGUCAAGCCACCAAAUUGUCGAGAUAAGGAAAACUUUCUUGAUAUCCUCCCGCUUGUAGAGAACAUCCGGUUCGCCAAGAUCGCAACACAGGUCCAGGAGUCUUUGGCAGCCGCGCCCCUUGUUAAGCAUCAAGAGAUGGCCCACGCAGAUGCUCAACUCCUUGAGUGGUGGGAAAAUCUGCCACCUAUUCUCAAAGAUCACGAACCGUGUACAGAGUCAAUCAGCACCGUUCGUACCGUCAUGCGAUGGCGAUUUUACAACCAACGUAUGCUUAUCUAUCGUCCUACCCUUCUCAGCUAUGCCAUGCGCCGCGUGCCAUACAUCGCCCUUCGAGUUGAGGAACGCACUGCGAUCGAAAAAUGUCGCGAAGUUGCGGAGAUUUCUAUCCAGAAUAUUGCCGCAACGGCGCAGUUUAACCAACUUUGUGGUUGGAAUGCCGUCUGGUGGACGUUUCAAGCAUCUUUAGUACCACUAGUGGGAUUAUUUCUCAACGACCCAACUGCUGACGAUCCCCGUGCCUCAAUUGAAUCCUGCCAGGCGCAAGUGGAGACCGCAAUGACCACUUUGGCGCGGAUGUCAGCUUAUGGUCAUACUGCAAAGCGAUCUUUAGAUGCUGUUUCACGCAUAUACGAGGCCAGCAAACGUGGCGAUGACUUGGCUACAUCAACAGCUGGCAUUAUUCCCACCAGCAUGUUUCCCUCUGGCCGAGAUUUGACAUCCCUAUUCUCGCCACCUGAACCUACACGUUUGGCGAUGUCUUUGAGUGAGGGUGGGAUCUCGGACCCCCUCUCUGCCCCGUUCUUUGACGAUUCCGGGCAAUAUCUGUGGGAAUAUCUGAGCUGGAGUGACAACAAUCUUUGGCCUGGCAUGGAUCUUGAUAAUAGAGGUGAUGCAAUGGCCGUUUUGACACCUGAUCAUGAGAAGGGCUCUAAAUUCACUGCGCAGCCGUAUUUCGAGCCCUUCACCGACUCCUACUUUGGUAAUCAGCCCUCUUAUUAUUGA